AUGAGUUCGCCGACAACAUCGUCCGCUCUCGCCGCCACCACCACUUCAACCAGCAGUGGAAGUGGUAGCAGUGGUGGUGGUGGCGGUCCCACCAACUCGCCUCUCCUCUUCUUUGUCGCCCUGGGCUUCGGUGUCGUCUUUACGAAUCUCUGGAUCAUUGUCGGCGUCAAGUACUGCUUUCGCUACAACCAGCGGAGCCGUCUGGCACGACAAGCCGGUGGCGAUGCGGAAAUCGACCUUGCUGCGAUGCAGCAGCCACCCCGCCGUCGCAGAAGGGAAAAGAAACUGAUGACCAUGGACGAGGUCAACGAACGCUUCCCAUUGAUAAAGUACAAGAUGUGGCGCGCCUCUCGGGAGCGCGAAGGCCUUUCCACCGCCGGUGGGAUAUCUGCAGCUCCUAGCCGGCCAACGAGCGUAAAGAACGCCGAGGGGAUUGUUGCCGCUGCUGACGGCAGUCGUGCUUCUGAGGACAUGGAGAAGAGAAUUUCUCAUCCGCCGACUGACCAGCCCACGCCGUCUUCCGCUGAUGCAUCCGCUACAUCCAACGGACAACAGCCAGACUCCAAUCAGCUGACCACUGCCGAGAGAAAUUUGGAAUUGGAAAAAUGCAAAACUGUUGCGAGCACCGUCGAAGAGCCCAAUAAAGAUCGCCGGGAAUCGGUCCCUGAUGAAGACGAUGAGGAGGAUGACGACCCUAUCAGGACCGCCACACCCCCAGAGCUUCUGCAGAGCCCCGGCGACACUUGCGCAAUUUGCCUCGAGGAGCUCGAAGACGAUGAUGAUGUCCGUGGACUCAAGUGCGGUCAUGCAUUCCAUGCCGGAUGCCUUGAUCCGUGGCUUACGAGCCGUCGCGCAUGUUGUCCGUUGUGCAAGGCGGAUUACUACGUUCCCAAGCCCAAGCCUGAGGGCGAACAAAACACGGAUUCCACCGGUCGGCGCACCCCAGGUCUUAGAAUGCCUCAGGCUCCUCAGUCGGUUUGGAUUGGAACUCGAUCUGCUUUGCCGGGCCGUGGCGGACGCUCCAUGGUCUUCGCUCGCUCCGGUGGUGACGAUUCCCGCCGAAGCCGUCGGACACGUGGGGCUGGCCACACAGAUGCUCCUCAAACACGAGAACGGUCUCAGCAGCAGAGCCAACAGCCAUCGACGGAGGGCACCACUGGAAUUGGCGCAAGAAUAAGGAACCUUAGACCGACGAUGCCGAGCAUUCGCAACCCAUUCGCUCGCGGUCAGCAGAAUACCGGCAGUGACGGCAACCCCACCGGACCGUCACCAGGCCAGCUGGAGGCUGGUACGAGGUGA
Messenger RNA from Diplodia corticola, 1299 nucleotides. Its product is annotated as ring-8 protein. Gene Ontology annotation, biological process: ubiquitin-dependent protein catabolic process. Bases 1 to 1299 code for a protein of 432 amino acids. The record is from RefSeq and is a predicted model, not a curated record. The transcript is spliced from 2 exons. NCBI's taxonomy places the organism in Eukaryota, Fungi, Ascomycota, Dothideomycetes, Botryosphaeriales, Botryosphaeriaceae. Gene Ontology annotation, cellular component: cytoplasm. Gene Ontology annotation, molecular function: ubiquitin protein ligase activity.